This is a messenger RNA of Cheilinus undulatus (humphead wrasse), 4870 nucleotides long. It is a transcript of the gene chpfa, whose product is annotated as chondroitin polymerizing factor a. The coding region runs from base 195 to 2495 and encodes 766 amino acids. Gene Ontology annotation, cellular component: Golgi cisterna membrane. Gene Ontology annotation, molecular function: glucuronosyl-N-acetylgalactosaminyl-proteoglycan 4-beta-N-acetylgalactosaminyltransferase activity. Lineage: Eukaryota; Metazoa; Chordata; Actinopteri; Labriformes; Labridae. The transcript has 4 exons. The record is from RefSeq and is a predicted model, not a curated record.
AGCCAGGUAUCAGCUAUUCUGACACGUAAGGAUCCUGCGUAAUUUUUAAGUAAGAAUCUGCACCUUUUUCCCGAAGUUGGAAAUCGGUUCGUCGUCCUCGCAUCAGACUAAUGUAAAAGAAACCCGUUAGUAAGUAGACGCCCGUGUUGAUCGUUGAAGGGUGUCGCGGGACUGUCCUGCAGAGUGGGGACAAUAUGAGGUUUUCAGCGUUUAUUUCUGUUCUGCGGUCGAUCGGCCCGGUGGUAAUCGGCAUUUCUUUAGGGUUCACAUUGAGUUUACUUAGUGUAAACUGGACGGAAGAAGCAUGUUACUCGGACGUUAAGGAGGUUGAAGAAAUGACUUUGGGUCCAGAAGGACAGCUUAAGGGAGCUCGAAAGCCCAACUCUAUAUCGACUGUCAACAGUGUGGAGUCAGAAGAGGAUUUUGAACCAAGAAUAGUUCCAUAUAAACAAGUCCAACAGAGUGUCCCAAAGAAAGUUUUCAGAGCAAAGUACAUAAGCACAGAGCUGGGGAUGCGAGAGCGUCUGUUUGUCGGGGUCCUGACAUCCAAAAACACCAUAAAUACCUUGGGGGUAGCUGUUAAUCGCACCAUUAGUCACCACCUGGACACCGUGAUCUUCUUCACUGGCAUGCGCAACCGCAAAGUUCCUCAUGGCAUGUUUGUCGUCUCCCAUGGGGAUGAGAGACUGAUAUGGAAUAUGUUUCAGAAUAUCAAGUACAUUUUAGACCACUACAUCAACGAAUAUGACUGGUUUUACUUUGUUCAAGAUGAUGCGUACACUGAAGCUGACCGGAUUAAAGCCCUAGUAGAUCACCUGAGUAUGGAUCGAGAGCUGUACAUGGGAAGUCCUGAGGAGUUUAUUGGUGGAAAGAUGGAGGGAAAGUAUUGUUACGGAGGUUUUGGGUAUCUCCUGUCACGCCCCUUGCUCCUUCGACUUCAGCCCUUUCUGGAAAACUGUAGAAAUGACAUCCUGAGUGCAAGACCCGAUGAAUGGCUUGGAAGAUGCAUUAUUGAUUAUACAAACACAAACUGUGUUAGUGAAUAUGAGGGGCUCCAGUAUCACCAUUAUGAAUUGGGGAAAAACUCAGAUCCCAGUAAAGAGCAGAGUGAACAAUUCAAGAGAGCUCUGGUAGUCCAUCCAGUGUCUGACGCUGAACAGAUGUACCGGCUGCACAGAUACUUCACUGAGAUUGAACUCCAGAAGAUUUACGAUGAGAUUGCUAAGCUGCAGGCUGAAAUAAAGAAUGUGAGUGUAGUUGCUUUUGAGGGUAACCGAAGCGCCCAGUGGCCUGUGGGGAUAAAUCCACCUUUUGAACCAAAGUCUCGCUUCGAAGUUUUGAAAUGGGAAUAUUUCACAGAGGAGGAGAUUUAUUCAUGCAUCGAUGGCUCUCCAAAAUGUGAGCUGCGUGGCAUCGAUCGCAUGGAUGUUGCUGAUGUCAUUGCAACAGCCAUGGGAGAGUUGAACAAGAAGUACAAACCUGUCCUGCACUUAAAAAAGCAGCAGUUGAUUAAUGGAUACAGGCGCUUUGACCCGGUCAGGGGCAUGGAGUAUACCUUGGACCUUCAGCUUGAGGUGGUUAACCAAAAAGGUCAUAGCCGUUCAAUCACCAAGCGGGUUUAUUUGGUUCGACCUUUAAGUCGAAUUGAGAUCAUCCCCAUGCCCUAUGUUACUGAGGCUACAAGGGUUCACAUUAUUAUACCUCUUACUCUACAGGACCGUACCUAUGUCAACCAUUUCCUGGAGGUCUUUGCCUCUAAUGCUUUUGAAACGAGUGAAAAUGCUAUCCUUACAUUCUUGUUUAUUUAUGACCCAGUGGAGGCGCAGCAAGUUAACCAGAAUGAUAUAUUUGCCAGUGUGAAGACUCAGAUAAACUUAUAUGAACACAAAUAUCCUGCUGUAAAAAUCCCAUGGAUAAGUGUUAAGACAGAAACACCAUCUCAGAUCAAGUAUAUGGACAUUAUUUCAAAGAAGCAUCCAGUAGACACACUGUUCUUUUUAGCUAAUGCCAACACAAAUGUCAAUUCAGAAUUUCUGAACCGCUGCCGCAUGAACUCCAUAAACAACUGGCAGGUGUUCUUCCCAAUCCAUUUCCAGGACUUCAACCCUGACGUGGCCUAUCACAACCAGCAGCAUCCUGUCACAGUUGACCUGGUGAAGGAUGCAGGCCAUUUCGAUCGCAGAUCAUUUGAAGAAGCAUGUUUUUACAAUUCAGACUACAUGGCAACACGCACACGCAUGGUGGCAGAUGUCCAAGAGAAUGAGGAGAUUCUAGACACACUAGACAUCUAUGACAUGUUUGUAAAGUAUUCAGAUCUACACGUAUUCAGGGCAGUGGAGCCAGCACUGCACCAGCAGUACCGGUACCAAGCAUGCAACCCUCGACUUAGUGAAGACAUCUAUCAUAGAUGUGUGCAGAGCAAUGUGGAAGGUCUUGGUUCCCGCUCCCAACUUGCCAUGCUUCUGUUUGAGCAAGAACAAGGAAACAGCACUUGAAUUCAGCAGUGAAAUCAUGUUCCUGCUUGUAUUCAAAUGCAUGUUUUCUGAAAGCAUCUCAGUGCAAUCUAGAGUUUAGAGUGAGCAGGAGCAACACAUUGAAUGACCCAAGACUGAUCGCUUUCUUUUAAGACAGCCCGUGUCUUGGGAUGUGGUUACGAAUGUUACUGUGCCUGACACACUUUGUCUUUAAUAUGUAUCAGGGCUUUUUUGUUGUUAGUUUUUUAUUGCUUGUUUGUUAAAGUGAAUGCAGUACAUUCUUAAUGCAACCUAUAUAAAUGUUUACAGUACUCGUCCACACAGAUGAGUCACUAGAACCAAAUCGUUUUUGUUACACCAUUGAUUCUGAAAGCUGUUUAUCAGUUUUCUAACCACUAGAUGGCAGGCACUCACACUAACAAAGAUCUGACUCAGUGCAAGGUACUAUAGAUUUCAGCUGCACAUUGGACAACAUUGACACUUACUUGGCAACUCUCUUCUUGUCAUAUCCAGAGUAUUCCAAACGUUUUUUCCAAUCCUCUUUGGUCCCUUAACUUCUGGAAAAAAAUUCUUGCUCUUGACUAUGUUUUUGUGUGUUGUGGAGGAAUCAUGAAAUGACCCAAUUCUAGGUGUAGUUGCUUUUAGUUAGGCUUUAGGCUGGUUGAACCACUUGUAACAGAAAUGUGUUUAAUAAAGAAAAGGUGAAAUAGCAACUCUAGAUUGUUGCUCACAGUGGGAUCCAAGCACCAGUAAUUACACAUGCAGUAUAUAGUGUCAUUUGGUUUUAUGCUAAUAUCCAAGAUAUUGCCAAUUGUUCUUGAAAAUAUAGAGUUUUAGCAGUUUUACGUAAAUAUAUUGCACAGCAGGUAAUCUGCAGUUUUAUAUACAGUCAGUGAAACAUUUUCCCUGUUAUUUUUGAUGGAAUGAGUCUGUACUUGUUUGUUAGGUGCCUUCACUGACUCAGCCUAGGCAUGACUGUUUGAAAUUGUGUUUUUUUGUAACAAGUCUUACAGUUGAUAAUAGGUGUGUUUUUCAGACAAGAAAACAGGCAGGAUUAGGAUUUUAAUUUCAGAUUAAAAGGUGACCUGGCAAUUUCAGCUAUCCAAAGAUUGUACUGUGCCUCAAAUUCAAGAACACAACUUUUGAAAGAACAUUGAGUGGUGUGUGUGUGUGUGUGUGUGUGUAUAUAUAUAUAUACGUAAGUAUAUGGUGUGUGUGUGUGUGUAGAUUUACUCCAGUACAUUAAAGUUUUAAGUAUAGCAUUAAGUGCAAUAUUACAGAUUACACAACAUUGUCCAAAAGAGAGGGGGACCUUAAGUUCAAAGACUUUUGCUGCAGCUACUGCAGUUUAUAUUUUUCGCUAUCCAGAUCAAAGUAUUGCUUUAGAGUGUUGCAGUAAGUUUGUUGUAAAGUUAAACACUGUAAUUUAUUUUUACAAGACAUCUAUUUUAAUUUGCUGACACUAGACACUUUCAUUAUGAAUAUGACUUUGACGUGCAUAAAAUAAAGGCAACUUGUUUAUUUAUCUUAGCUUUAGCGCAUAUAUGUUAUAAAACAUUUUAUUUGCGGUAGUGGUCUAUACAAAGUGAAUAUUUUCUGCCAUGUGAGAACAAGUGUGGAGGUCAGUUUGUGCCACUGUAAUGAUGAUGAUAAUAAUAAUGAUAACGACCCAUCUCUUUGUUGAUGAGAGCAGUGUUUCCCCUUACAGUAGAUUGUCUGACGCAGUAAGAACACUUACCUUGAUUUUUUUUUCAGAAGUAUGGCUUAUAAUGGGCAGAAUUAUAAACUGAAUUCCCAAAAAAACCACUGUGAAAAAUGAAGGGCUGGGUUUACAAUAAAGUGAUUUUGUGUCUUUGUUAACUUUGCCCUGCGAGAACAUGAAAAGCUGAAAGAAAGUGUUUUAGAGAUUAGCAUGUGUUAUUAACACAGCCAACAUCGCUGAGCGAAGUCUAAAGGAUUUUUUCAUAAUUUAUAUGUUGCUUUUCUAUGAAUUAUGCAGAAUCUGAAUACUUCUGUCCUAAAAAGGUUUUUAUGACAUUCUCUGUAAAUAUUUAAAUAUUUUAUAGACUUCUUUUAAAAGCCUUUAUUUAGACAACAGUUUUUAUUUUAUUUUUGGUCACAAAAAUAAAACCUACUGUAUCUUACUUUGUUUUAAUAGACGAUGUUGUUUGACCACAGCGAAAAUUUUAAAGCUGUAGUGUAUAAGGACUUUGAUUUAAAAUGCAGGUGAAUACAUGAAAGUCAAUUGCUACUUGAAUGUAUUAGUUCUAAUCGGUUAGUCGUGGGUACAAGUAAAACCAAAGCAAUAUAUCUUAAUAAAUGCUUGUCACAAUUAAUAAUGUGCUGUAUUUGUGUCCCAAUGAACUGUGAAUUAUUGUAAUUACAAUUUUUAAAUA